CCCUGGUCCUCGCGUGAGCUUCUAACGCACAAAGCGUGGAUCCCGCAGACAUGAAGGGGGGAGGUGCGCUCCUCAAGAGCGUCACGCUGUUUUUGGGGGGUCGGAGAGGGUCGCGCGGCCCCUCCACCUCCCAGCCGCCCCCAAGCUCUCCUCGCCGCCCUCAGCAGUCUCCUGGCCACCCCCAGCAGCAAGGCACGGGCCGCAAACCUCGCAAGAUGGGGGACGACAAGACCCCGAGACAACAAGCACUUAACAGCAAACAGACAAGUGCUAAAGUGCUUGACCACCUCAAGAAACAGACUCACUUCUCCAGACAAGAGAUAGAAGCCCUCAGCAAGGUUUACAAGAAGCUGCUUGAGUCACACACCCUGAACGGACCCGUGCCUGCCGUCACCUCCAACCUCCCGUCCAUGCAGCCUAGCAUCGUCAAAGGCGAGGGCCUGGACCGCAUGGUGUUCCGCGAACUGCUGCACAACACCUUCGACGUGGUCACCGAGGAGGUCCUCAUGGACCGCAUCUUCUGCGCCUUCGACCGCUGCAAUGUAGGAGUCAUCCGCCUGGAGGAGUGGGUCUGUGGACUCUCAGGCUUCCUGCGAGGCUCUCACGACGAGAAGACGGCCUUCGCCUUCUUCGUCUACGACCUUAACAGCGACGGGUUCAUCAGCAGAGAGGAGAUGUUCCACUUGCUGAGGAACAGUCUCGUGAAGAGUCCCCAGGACGAGGACCCGGACGAAGGAGUCAGAGACCUGGUAGAGCUCGCUCUCCGGAAGAUGGACUACGACCGGGACGGCAAGAUCUCCUUCCAGGACUUCAAGACUGCGGUGACCGAAGAACCUCUUCUGCUGGAGGCUUUCGGGCAAUGUCUGCCCGCGGACACAGCAUGUCAAACGUUCUUGUCUACACUGCAGUGUUGAGUGGAGGACGUGCUGAGGAUUUGCUGAAGACGAGAGGGUAGAGUGAUGAUAAAGGAUGAAGUGCUGAAGUCCAUGGUUGGAAUGAAUGAAAAGCUAAUGAUGUCUUAAGAAGGUGUGAAAUAGAGCGGCGAAGAAGUGGGAGGCCUAAAGAAUUAUUGGAUUGAGGCCACUAUAGCUUUAGGAAAUCAAGAAAGCUUG
Messenger RNA from Macrosteles quadrilineatus (aster leafhopper), 1112 nucleotides. Its product is annotated as calaxin. Lineage: Eukaryota; Metazoa; Arthropoda; Insecta; Hemiptera; Cicadellidae. The transcript is spliced from 5 exons. The coding region runs from base 51 to 914 and encodes 287 amino acids. The record is from RefSeq and is a predicted model, not a curated record. Gene Ontology annotation, molecular function: calcium ion binding.